UCACCAAAGAGUGGACAAGGAACAAUGUCAAAACCUUGGCUGUGAUCAAAGAGUGUGCGACGUGUACAACAAAAACAAAAACAAAUGAAUGCCAACUGUGGGAACAGGUUCAUCAACAACAUCUUCUCUCUACAAUCUUUACAACAUGAACAAUCUAAAAGUGAAUCCUUUGGAACUCCCAGAAAUCAUCUUGCUUCUUGGUGACUUUCUCGAGCGAAAUGACCUCCUGAACUGCAUCCGCGUCUCCAAGACUUUUCAUAGCACCCUUAUCAGGCGUAUAUGGAAAGACAUCCGUGUCGUCGUACCUGAUUCCGUAUAUCCUACUGGCGAAACACUACAGAAACACAAGAAAUACAUUGAAGCGAUAACAUUUCGAAGUGAUAAUUUUGCAGACCUAAUGAAAUGUUUUGACAUUCCAUACGAGUAUUGGUCAUUGCAGGGAUGUGAUCGCCUCCAGUUCAUCGCAUUCGAAGGAUGGGGGCACGAGCCGAAUGACGAUUUGAAACCCCUCCUCAAGAACCACAGCUCUACCAUCACCAAACUUUGCUUGUACGAUGCUGAAACAUCGCGUGAACUCUGGGAGACAUUGCUGGGAUGUACCAACCUCGAGCAUCUAGAAGUAUCUUCCGUAGAUAUAGACGACGAAAUCGAUGUAUUCCUCCAAGUGUGCAAGAAAAUUAAGUACUUGUACUUGAAUGGACUAUCCUUAAACCGGCUACCUGCCAGCUUCCUUAGUAAUGAGGACAGUGAUUAUAAUCUCUCGAAUAUUCACACACUAAGUCUUAAGAACAUCCGAAUAUUCAGCCAUGACUCGUACAGAUCAGCAUAUUACUUUGGGGCCUUGCUCAGAAGAUGUUCAGGAUUGCGUGUACUGGAAUCCCGAUAUGUGCAAAGCAGCGAUAGUUUCUACAAGGAAGCAUUCCUUCAGCAUCCCUGGACUCAGGAUAACUUGUCAGAGCUGAUUUUGAUUAACGCGCAGUUAAAAGACGAGAGCACGGCGAGAUUCCUCAGACGGAUGCCUGGGUUAAAACGGUUAGACAUCCCUCGCUGUGAGCUCGGUCAGCUCUCUCUGCAGGUAUUACUAUCUGAGAAGCAAGAGACUUUUGAUAAUGGACAAAUGGUAUGGAAGACAAGGCCGCAGAAGCUUUGUGAGACUGUUGAAAGAUUGGUGUUCAAUGUGCGCGGUACCGAUGUGGAUGGGAUUGCUCAAGCUAUUUUAUCCAAUUGUCCACGCCUGAAGAAGUUUGUGGGACCUAAAAUCACCAUGACGGAGAUUGCCAAUGGAGCAGAAUGGGUGAGCACUGGAUUGACCGAAUUGACUGUUUAUCUGGAGGUAGACAUUGAUCAAGAGACUCCCGAUGGCAUAGAGAAAACACGUAGUGUCUUUAAGCAACUUGGAAAAUUGACUCAACUACGGUUUCUUAAACUAACAGAGUGGUACUCAAGCAAUAGUAGAACGCGGACGCUGGAUUUGAGACUAAGAACUGGUCUAGAUGAGCUAGCUAACCUGAAGAGGCUGCGUGAACUAUCGUUCAACAAUGAUGAUCGCCAGGAAAUUGAUUUCGAGGAAGUGACAUGGAUUGUGAACAAUUGGCCAAGAAUCGAGUACUGGAAUGGCGAGUUGGUGUAUAACUUACGUAAGCGGCACAAUAUAAAGAUUAGCAGAUAAACUGAGGAAGCAAAGAGAUGCAACAUCUAUUCGUGGAUGGUGUCUGCCUUCCAAUGCACAUUUGCUCGAUAGGAUGGUGAUGAUAGUGAUAAGGGCAGUCAUCGUCAUAAAGAAGCAUUAGAAACUAAAACAACUAGGAUAUACAUAGCUUCAUAAGUAAUGAAUAUCAGGAGGCUUUUACAUAUCAAGUAUAUACUUCUUUGUACACAAUGCUUCGAUUGUGGUUAUUUAGCUCAG
Molecule: messenger RNA, 1906 nt
Organism: Lobosporangium transversale
Lineage: Eukaryota; Fungi; Mortierellomycota; Mortierellomycetes; Mortierellales; Mortierellaceae
Exons: 1
Coding region: 89-1669 (526 amino acids)
Source: RefSeq, a predicted model, not a curated record